GCGACAACCGAACCUCCCGCCGCCGUCGCCGCCGCCGCGAGCACUGCCUGCGCACUUCCGGCCUUGCGCUGCAAGCACUUCCGGGGCAGAGCACGCGAGCGCGCGCGCACGUGGGGCCGCGGCAGAGAGUGGGGAGCCCCCAUCCGUAGGAAUGGGUGAAUUUAAGGUCCAUCGAGUACGUUUCUUUAAUUAUGUUCCAUCAGGGAUCCGCUGCGUGGCUUACAAUAACCAGUCAAACAGAUUGGCUGUUUCUCGAACAGAUGGCACUGUGGAAAUUUAUAACUUGUCAGCAAACUACUUUCAGGAGAAAUUUUUUCCAGGUCAUGAGUCUCGGGCUACAGAAGCUCUGUGUUGGGCAAAAGGACAGCGACUCUUUAGUGCUGGACUCAAUGGAGAAAUUAUCGAGUAUGAUUUACAGGCAUUAAACAUCAAGUAUGCUGUGGAUGCCUUUGGAGGACCCAUUUGGAGUAUGGCUGUCAGUCCCCAUGGUUCUCAGCUUUUGGUUGGCUGUGAAGACGGAUCUGUGAAGCUAUUUCAAAUCACCCCAGAAAAAAUCCAGUUUGAAAGAAAUUUUGAUCGGCAGAAAAGUCGCAUCCUGAGUCUCAGCUGGCAUCCCUCUGGCACCCACGUUGCAGCUGGCUCCAUAGACUACAUUAGUGUGUUUGAUGUCAAAUCAGGGAGCGCUGUUCAUAAGAUGCUGGUGGAUAGGCAGUAUAUGGGUGUGUCUAAACGGAAGUGUAUCAUAUGGGGUGUGGCCUUCUUGUCUGACGGCACUGUCAUAAGUGUGGAUUCUGCUGGGAAGGUGCAGUUCUGGGACUCAGCUACUGGGACACUAGUGAAGAACCAUCUCAUUGCAAAUGCUGAUGUGCAGUCCAUUGCGGUAUCUGAUCAAGAAGACAGUUUCGUGGUGGGCACAGCCGAGGGGACAGUAUUCCAUUUUCAGCUGGUCUCUGUGACUUCCAACAGCAGUGAGAAGCAGUGGGUGCGGACAAAGCCAUUCCAGCAUCAUACACAUGACGUUCGAGCCGUGGCCCACAGCCCGACAGCACUCAUAUCUGGAGGCACUGACACCCAUUUAGUCAUUCGUCCUCUCAUGGAGAAGGUGGAGGUUAAGAAUUAUGAUGCUGCUCUCCGAAAAAUCACUUUUCCCCAUCGACGUCUCAUUUCCUGUUCAAAAAAGAGGCAGCUUCUCCUUUUCCAGUUUGCUCAUCACUUGGAGCUUUGGCGACUGGGAUCUACAGUUGCAACAGGAAAGAAUGGGGAUACCCUUCCACUUUCUAAGAAUGCAGAUCAUUUGCUGCACCUCAGGACAAAGGGUCCCGAGAACAUUAUUUGCAGCUGUAUCUCCCCUUGUGGAAGUUGGAUAGCCUAUUCUACAACUUCUCGUUUUUUUCUUUAUCGGUUGAAUUAUGAACAUGACAACAUAAGCCUCCAAAGGGUUUCCAAAAUGCCAGCGUUCCUUCGCUCUGCCCUUCAGAUUUUGUUUUCUGAAGAUUCAACAAAGCUCUUUGUGGCCUCAAAUCAAGGGUCUCUACAUGUCAUUCGACUGAUGGAAGGAAGCUUCAAGCACCUGCAUACUUUCCAGCCUCAGUCAGGGACAGUGGAGUCCAUGUGUCUUUUGGCAGUCAGUCCAGAUGGGAAUUGGCUAGCUGCAUCAGGUACCAGUGCUGGAGUCCAUGUGUACAGCAUAAAACAUCUAAAGCUUCACUGCACGGUACCUUCCUAUAAUUUCCCUGUGACUGCUCUGGCCAUCGCCCCCAAUACCAACAACCUUGUCAUUGCUCAUUCUGACCAGCAGGUAUUUGAGUACAGUAUCCCAGACAAGCAGUAUACAGAGUGGAGCCGAACCAUCCAGAAGCAGGGGUUUCAUUACCUUUGGCUCCAGAGGGAUACUCCCAUCACACACAUCAGUUUUCAUCCCAAGAGACCAAUGCACAUCCUUCUCCAUGAUGCCUACAUGUUCUGCAUCAUCGACAAGUCAUUGCCUCUUCCAAAUGACAAAACCUUACUCUACAAUCCACUUCCUCCCACGAACGAAUCAGAUGUUAUCAGGAGGCGUACGGCCCAUGCCUUUAAAAUUUCUAAGAUCUAUAAGCAUGCAACUGAUUCUCAAAGGGGCUUAUGAUCCCUUCAAUGGCCUAUUGCAUUAACCGACUCAGGAGGGAGUUGAAGCUAUGGGACCAAGGCCUAAAAACACCGUGUGCAUCAAUAAACAUGAUUUGGGGUUUAAUGGCCCGUGAAAGAAGAGGUGAAGCUGACUGCAAGACUCCCAAGUUUUAUGGUGAGGCACUGAAAAUUCUUUUGGAACUGGUAAUGAGGGAAAGGGGAUUUUUAUUUGGGGACCUUAUCUGAACUUCAUGGCAAACUGUGUGAUUUCCGUGACUGUCAAUAAAAAACACUGG
Messenger RNA from Ailuropoda melanoleuca (giant panda), 2402 nucleotides. RefSeq names its product UTP4 small subunit processome component (gene UTP4). Lineage: Eukaryota; Metazoa; Chordata; Mammalia; Carnivora; Ursidae. The transcript has 17 exons. The record is from RefSeq and is a predicted model, not a curated record. Gene Ontology annotation, biological process: maturation of SSU-rRNA from tricistronic rRNA transcript (SSU-rRNA, 5.8S rRNA, LSU-rRNA). Gene Ontology annotation, cellular component: t-UTP complex; small-subunit processome; 90S preribosome. The coding region runs from base 152 to 2125 and encodes 657 amino acids. Gene Ontology annotation, molecular function: protein binding; RNA binding.